Molecule: messenger RNA, 3093 nt
Organism: Effrenium voratum
Lineage: Eukaryota; Dinophyceae; Suessiales; Symbiodiniaceae
Source: the annotation of a GenBank genome assembly
AUGGACGCAAUGGAGCAGAUGCAGGAGUCGGGGGCAGUGGGGACGACAAGCGCGGCCGCGACGUCCAGUGCAGCCGGGACAACAGGCACGGCGGCCGUCAACUCAAUGUCCGAGAUCCUGGCCAGCAACAGCAGCGCCUCCCCGACGGAGGCGGCCGGAGGGGUCGCUGCCGCUGCAACUUGCGACGCUGGUGAGGGAGGGCCGGUGGCCUUGCUGCCGAAAGCCAGGGAUGUGGCCAAGGAGGAGUGGCAGCUGCUUUCUGUGGGCGUCACAGGCCGGGACAUUGAGAACGCAGCACGGGAUGCCCAUUUGUUGGCCAGCUGCGCUCGCGAGCUGCGGCUUUGUUCUGACCCGGUGCUGGUGGCAACAGUCGUAGGCAACCCGGACAACCUCAAACAGUUCAAAAAAAGGCUCAAAAAGGAUGUCAAAGAAGCAAUCAGCAAGGCAGUGUCGCGGAUGAAGCAGCGCAAGAUCACAAAGCUGAUGGUCUAUUUUGCUGGUCACGGCCAAGCAAGAUCCAUGGAACAAACUGUGAUUGCCGAGCUUAAGCUGGUGCUGGAAGAGGCAGUCAUGCUUGAAGUGGAAAAACAGCAGCUUCAAAAUUCAUGUAUCGUGAGUAUUUUGGACACCUGCAGGGAGGAGGAAACUGGAGAUUUGGAUGAUUCAGAAGAGCGGAUAGAUGGUUCAGUAGAAGAGCCGCAAGGCAUUUCAGAAGAAAAUGUGACACCACACAAAACGAACAAUUAUGUCUACGUGACCUUCUGCCGGUACGGUGAGACACUGCCAGAUUCUAGCCUGGUAUGCGCAGCGAUGCUGCACAUGAUGCAGGCCCAGGCGAGGUGCACAAUCUCGGAGUUCUUUGAUCGGCUGGAAAUUCUGCUCCAGCACCUGACCAUUGGACGGAUCGAAAUGGACAAAACGGAGCUGCAGGCAACCCACGCUAUAAAGCCAAUGUUUCCCGCCGAGUGUUUGCAGGUGGAGUUGCCCGAGCGUUGGCACGUGAAUGUGCUGGAGGAUGAGCAUUUCUCCGCGUUGCAGAACUCGUUUUGCCUGUGGGGCCGUUUGGACCUUCUAGUUGACAAGGAAGUGAAGGCCGUGUUGGAUAAAGAUACAGGCCUCAAUGGAGCACUGCAGGGCACGAUUGAACAGCUGCGGAGGAUAGGCAAAACCUUCCAUGAGAGUCAGCAUCUGUUUCGUGCCAAUCGGAGGCAAGAACUCGAAGUGGCCAGAUGCAACUCCUUGGAAGAUGCCGCGAAGGAAAUCGAGACGAUAGCAUCCUUGCCAUCGAUGUCCAGCUCCAGCACCGAGAGCGGGGUUGGCUUGAAUUGCAUUCCAGAAGGAGUUUGGACAGCCGUGGUGGAGGCGCGGCGGAAAUGUUACAAGAAAACGGACAAUCCAGAUCUGUUUGGGGUGGACCAUGCCGAUGCUGUUUUGUGUGCGUUGGGAACGUUCUUCACAGAGAUUGAGUUGCCAGACGGCAGCAAGCCACACAUAAGCGUCGACAUCCGUGAACGGGCCAUCGACGAGAACUGGGCCACUUACUCCUUUGUUGUGCGAAACAUCAAUGCAUCCGCGGUGCCCCCUGACCAACUCAGACAACUACAGACAUCGCUCACGCAGAACGAAGAGUACAGUGGCCAGUUCAGCAGGGACUUUGAGUUCUUUCUGGGCCGAGGAAGCAUUUGGGUCAUUUUCCGGGCCGUUAAGCUUGAUGCCGAGGACCUUAAAAUGAUCCGCUCCAAGUUGGAGAGUUGGAUCAAGGCCCUGCAAAGGUCCCGGGCCGCCUGGCGCUUUGCACGGCUCCAGCAGGUGCCUCGGGCGGCUGUGCCGGCGGGCCUUCUGAAGAUGGCGCACCAGCUGCGCGGGUUGGUGCGAGGACGAUGUGUCGUGCUCUCUGCAGACAACGUGCGGGAGUUGGUGGCCGAGCGGCUGAAUCAAGAAAAGCCAAAGGCAGGGCAGCUGAAUCCUGCACACCUUCAUGUCUUUGAGGGGCAGCGCAGUGCCCGCGGAUGGCUGCGGAAUGGAGAGCUUCGAUUCAUCCGUUCUGAGGACUGGCGCAGCUUGGUGCACCACUUGUCUUCCAACCUCAGAGGUUGCCUCGAGCAGAAGGCGAAGGAGAUGACCGAAAGAAAGUCGUGGGAACACUCUCCAGAGUUUCAGGCUGGGGUAUUUUUGCUACAACGUCUAGUCUCCGAGGGUGUGGCAGUGGACGAGGUGGCAAAGGCAAAGAGCCCCCGACGCUUCCUGAUUGGGGUGCUUGAACUAGAUGGACGUGCUGGAGGAAGCCAUCAGAAAGCCUGGCAAAGUGCCGACUUCCUCGAGCAAAAGGUGCACAUCCCUGGCCAGAUUUCACAGAAUGCGCAACGCAAGUACGUCCUCAUCGUGUGCGACGGAGUGAUCGGCUGCGGCAAGUCCGCCUUUAUGGACAGGAUCCGCGGCGUCAACGUCUUCCACCAGCCCGUGGCGCAGAACUCCGAGAACUCUUGGUGGCGUCUUCUGGCGAACUUCCACGACGCCACGUCGUUGCAAGCCCGCCGGGAGCAGGUGGGUCAGGCAGGUUGGCACCUGGAGAGGGCAAUCUGGGCGCACCAUCGUGCCAUUGCCACGCAGCGGGUGGCACACGCGAUCACGAAGGGGAGCUGCGCUUCGGCCCUCCACGUCUUUUGCAAGACGAUGCAGGAGAAGGGGCUCCUGGAGCGGCGCCAGUUUCACACAUUUCUGGAUGACUUCUGCGAAAUGGAGAAGAACAUAUGCCACCAAACCACGCUGACGGUAUACUUCCGUCUGCCAGUGGACGAGGCAAUGAGAAGGAUUUCAAAGCGAGCAAAGGAGGAGGACCGCUUCUUUGAGAGAGACAUCACUCCGGAGUACUUGUCGAGCUUGCUUGCGAAAUAUGAGGAGCUGCACAAGGACCGUGAGGAUGUAAUCAGCGUUGAUUCCAGCCAGCCAAACGAUGAGAUGCGCCGUGACGUGGUCCACCAGCUUGAGCGAAGGUAUGAGGAAUGGCUGAAGUUGCUUAGGAACAAAGGCUUUCCAGCAUCCGAGACCUUGGAUCUCAUCAUUCACUGGUUCAGGCAGGCCAAGUGUACAUAG